AUUGCUAGGUCUGUAAGAGCGUAUUGAACUAUCGUUUGAACGAUGAUGUCCAAUUAAAAUAAAAUAUAAGAGAACAAAAGUAUAUAUAUAUAUUUAUAUACACAUAUCUAUUUCCUGAAGCAUAGGUUAAAUAUUUCCUACUCGAAAGAUCAAAAAGUGAACAAUAUGUUCCAUCAUAGCCAUAAGUACAUGAAUGGAUUUUUAAUAAUUGUCUUAAGGUAGCGGAAGGCUGACAUCUAAAAAUUUCAGUUGUUUCACCUAAUGCUAUGCCAGUAUUGCAAAAUUCUAUAAGAUUUGUAAAGAGUUUUUCUUAAGACAAAAGGCCAAAAUAUAGACCUCCUAAGUUAGAGCAGCUAGUAGGGCCAUAAGUUUAGAAGGAAUCUAGGUUCAUAUUAUUGUUCAAGCUUGGUAGCAGUACAUGUAGUGCAUUCAUCUAAUCUGUUAUCACAAAAUAUGUCUACAUAACAAGUUGGUUAAAAAGAAUUAAUAUUAAAAGAAUUCAAACUAAAUGA
Messenger RNA from Paramecium octaurelia, 512 nucleotides. Lineage: Eukaryota; Ciliophora; Oligohymenophorea; Peniculida; Parameciidae. The record is from the annotation of a GenBank genome assembly.